Molecule: messenger RNA, 4737 nt
Organism: Tyto alba (common barn owl)
Lineage: Eukaryota; Metazoa; Chordata; Aves; Strigiformes; Tytonidae
Gene: VSTM4
Product: V-set and transmembrane domain containing 4
Exons: 8
Coding region: 125-1090 (321 amino acids)
Source: RefSeq, a predicted model, not a curated record
GAGAUGAAAGGCAAGGGGAGAAGGGAGGACCGGGCGGGGAGGAGGCGAGAGGCCGGGAAGGAGAGGAGGGAGGCAGCUCGGCAGAGAGGGACGGGACGGGACGGGACCCAGCGCCCCGCGGGCCAUGCGCCUCCUGGCCGCGGCGCUGGCCGCCCUGCUAGCCACGGCCCCGGCCCCAGAUGUUUGUGAGGCUUUAAAUGUGACAGUCUCUCCGGGACCAACAGUGCGAUACUCUGAGGGAGAUAAUGCUACCCUUUACUGCCACAUUUCUCAAAAGAGAAAGACAGACAAUUUGCUGGCUGUGCGGUGGGUCUUUGCUGCAUCACCUACCCAGGAAUAUCUGAUGAUCAAAAUGACAAAGUUUGGGUCUGUCCAAUAUUAUGGAAAUUAUACUCAUAGUUUCCACAAGCAAAGACUUCAUCUGCUUAAAGAGAAACAUGGAACUAUGUACAAAUUUCUUAUUCUGAGCCUCCAGCAAACAGAUCAAGGACAUUAUAUAUGCAAAGUCCAGGAAAUUGGCAAACACAGGAAUAAGUGGACAGCAUGGUCAAAUGGCACAGCAGCUACUGAAAUAAGAGUGAUUUCAUCAAAAUCUUCUGAUGAUCCCACUUUCAAGAAAAACCAUGAAACUUGGAAGUUUUUUGAAGAUCUGUAUGUGUAUGCAGUGUUUGUGUGUUCAAUAGGAAUCAUCAGUGUCCUCCUUUUUACACUUGUCAUUCUCUGUCAGUCACUUCUGAACAAGAGGAGAUCCACAGUGAAGCAUUACCUGGUGAAGUGCCCCCAGAACAGCUCCGGGGAGACAGUUACCAGUGUGACAAGCAUGUCCCCUCUACAGCCCAAGAAGGUAAAGAAGAAGAAAGAGAAGGAGAAAUUGGAGCAGCCACCAGCCAUCCCUGCAAAAGCUCCAAUAGUCAAUAAUUUUCCUAAGCCCAAACUCCUGAAACCUCAAAGAAAAUUGACCCUGCCAAAAAUCGCAGAGGAGAAUUUAACAUACGCUGAACUUGAACUUAUGAAGCCGAUUCAGGAAGCCAAAGGCAUUCCCAGUACGACAGUCUAUGCACAGAUACUCUUUGAGGAGAACAAGCUGUAAUAGUUCAUGCCUGUAUAAAUAUCCUUUGUCUGUAUUCUAUUUAAUUCUUGCUGUGCUGUUUAUUUAUAAAAAUCAUACAAAUGUCCUUAUUUUUUUAUUUCUGUUCAUGCAUUUCUAUUUUUCUAUGAGACUUUUAAACAAAAUGUAGUUGAAAGUAAUCAUAGAAAAAGCAACUGGUCUACAAAUGACAUCCCAGAGACACCCUUCAUAAUGUUGAGUCCCCCUGUUUCAAAUGGCCUGAAGCUUCACCUGGGGCAUUUCCAAUACUAAACAUUAUUCCUUCUUUGAUGCUAAUAUGACAAAUCCAGCUGCAAACAUCAACAUCUUAGCAAGGCUCAGAAGAACUAGUGUCAGGAUCCAUGCACAUCAACUUGCUUUUGAAGACAAAGAUCACUAACCAGGAAUUUUGUCAAUUUAAUGCUGUUUUUCCAAUCAGAAAAAUAUUAGCUCAGUAAAGCUAAGACUUUUUUCUACAUCAAAGAAAAAGCUAAAAUUACUUUUUCUGUUUUUUUCCCCCUGCAGAAAUAGUUAUAAAAAGGUUUGGUUUCUAUAUUUUCAAAUUCCCUUUCUAAAUGUCAUUGUCUUUAAAAACUUAUGCUGCUCUUAGUAAACUUCUUAAGUGCUUGAAAUAAAACAUUUCAAAAUAAUCCAGAGAAAACAUUUGUAGUUAAACCCCAAUGAUUUAAGGAAGAAUAUUUAUAGCUUGGGAACAUCUUCCAGGAUUUGAUCUUUUUAAAAAUCUGAUUGGGAAUAGGAAAAACUUGAUAGUGAGUAAAAGACUGUGACAGAACCAGGACACUGCUUUUGGCCUUGAUUUAGAUUAGUGCUUCCAAAUCUGCAGAAGUUUCCUCCUGUGGCCUACAUUACUGAGCUACUGAUCUAGAGGAAAAAUCACACAGCUUCUGCUUUAGUAUAGAGCAGACUCUGUUAACGCCUUGCUCACUUUGGAGUUAUUUCUUUAGAAAGACCAGGGCUCAGGAGAUCUGGAAAUGAGCCUAAUGAGAGAGCACAAAAUACUCUUCCACUUUCUCCACCUCUUGAUAACUGAGAAAGGAUUCUUCCUUUUCCUGUGAUACACGUUCACGGAAAAUGUGGCAACCUGGGCAUUUCAGACAAGAAGGAUAGCUGGACUGAUGUUUCCAAGCUCCUAAAUCUCCAAUGCCCAAAUUCUACCAAAGCUCAGGGAGAGUUAGGUACUCAACAUCCUUCAGCCCUUGGGAAGCUUUAGCCCUUUAUUAACCACAGAGUUAAUGGAGAAGUAAAAGCAUGGGCCUUUUAUCUCACCCUCAGUCCAUGGAGAUCUGAUACUUGGCAUGUGCCAGGUCCUUUCCAGGUCUGGGAGGGAGCCCCUUGACAGGCCAUUCAUGUAGCAGUAUUUAGUGUGGAUUUUGAAGCAGCACUUGAAGGCUUUGUGUUUUGAAGUCCUAACCAAGGUGAUCCGUGUUGCUUCCUCCCUUACAGGUCAGGCCUUUUUAGAGAUACAGCCAUUUCUCACCAGGCUUCAGAGCACAGCUAGUAACCAUUGCAGGAAUACUCAUGACCUUAUUUUUGCUACUCCAUGGGAGAGCAGGAGAGGAGCGCAGGGGUGACAAUGCAGGGAUGGGGACACGCAACAAAGGGAGAGAACACAUCACUGCCUUUUGGAGGGCUUCACCAGAAUCAGAGUCUGUAUAAACUGCUUUUUAACUUUUCUGAACAGGAGUAGAGAUUAGGCAGCAUACAUAAUCUGUUACUGUAUAGCCAGGAUAUGUAAAUGUAAAAUACAGUCACCUGCUUCCAUGUUAGAUAAAAAUCUCUUGUAUAAAAAAAUAACUUAAGAAAUGCUUGUCAGGCUGGCUAUUAUGUAUGGUACUAAUUCCAACACUAGUCCCUCAUCAAAACAGUUUUUUCCAAACUAAGGCCAGCUUUUAUCAAUAGGUUUGCUAGUAUUUAUUUUCAUUUUUAAUGUUUGUAUUUGCAAGCUGUCAAGAAAAUGUUUGUUUCACCUUUUAAUUAUCCAAGGAGUUCAAUCACCCACCAAAAGGGCACAGUACUUUUCCUUGUUUUGUGAUCGGGUGAUGGACUUUCAAUGACAACAGCCAUCAACUCAUUAACCAAAAAGAAAUUGGUGCUAAAGAGUGAUCAAAUGUUCAGGGAUCAGUUUUGGAACAGCCAGAGUUUGACUGACUUUUCAGAGACGACAUCUUUUAUUGCAGACAGCUGUAAGGAAGGCCUUAGAAAAGUAUAGAGCUUAUUAGUGAUUCAUUUGGAAUUAAAAAUAAAUUCCUAACACAUUAAUGAGUCGACCACUUAGUUGUGAAACAUUUUUAAAGUCUGGUAUAUAAACAUUCCUUUUACAUACAACUGGCCAUUGUGCCCAUUGUUCAGAAAAAUCCUCUACUGUAUGUAUAUGCCCAAUAUUUCAAUGAAUAUCAUUCUUGAUGUAUUAAUAUUCUAUAUAUUCUUGUUUAUGUUUGAUAUCUAAUUCCCCAAAAUAAUAGUUAAUUGAGCUAAAUAAAUUACCUUUUUUAAUGAGAUAAGUUCUUCCAGUCUGUAUAGGAUUUAUUGCUUGCUAGACAACAGUUUGAGGAUAUGUCUUUAUCUCGUACUCAGACUUUAGACAAUCGCAAGAGGUGGGAAUUGUAUUUUUCAUUCAGCAGAAAAUUCCAUGAUUUUAGAAUAUUUUCCAUUUGUGACUGACUUCAUAAGACAGCAGAAUCCUGAAAGGCAACAGACCAGCUGAGUGAAAGGAGGCCAGAAAUCCUACUUAGGAGAAUACCCACUUUCCCAAGCAGACAUCUCCUAUGCUUUUUCUUAUGCAGUGUCCACCCAGAUUUAAUGUCAGAUCAUAUCAUUGGAGAAAGGAAAACAUCAUCCUUUAUUUUGCAAUUAAUUGUACAAAUUUAAGUAUGAAAGCAACUCACUUAAAAGACUAUGGAGAAGAAAAUUUCACUGAGUAUAAUGUGCUUUAGUGGGAAAAAAACAGAGUAAGUUGGAUUUAGCUCCUUUUAACAGGACUACAAUGUCAAAUUAAUCUCUGGCCUAACUCCCUCUGGCUUCAGCAGAACGGCCACAGAGCAGCAGCAGAACUGAAUGUGGUCCACUGUUCUUUUAUGACAGGAGCUCCCAUGAAGACUCAUAAUAACUUAUUAAGCAGCCGUUGGAGUCUGCUGAGUCAUACUAUUUUGGUUACUCCUUCUGUUGUCAUUGGUAAAACAUGGACUAGUGCUGAAAUUUUAACAAAUACAGCUCUAUUUGCUUCACACCAAUUUAGUAUCAGAUUAUUAAAUGUUAAUGUACUGCACCCUAUAGCUUUAAAUAGAAUUAGAAAUGUUUACAGCUUUGGUUAAAUGCACCUUGUUCCUCCACAUUAAAUUUUAUUACCAGAAUCCUCCAUCAGCAAAUAGGAGUAAGUCAUAUUAGUGUCACAGGCUGUGCGGGGGUUGAUUCUGCAGCCCAAGGAAAAGGUGUUUUAUUACUCUUUAUUACAACUUUCUAAUUGGUAGGUGUGGUCAGAAUGUCAUUAUCUCUGUAAUUACAAGCAAAUUAUUUGUUUUGGAAUAACUGUAACAUAAUUGUGGGGUUCUCUUCAUUAAGAAGUUCAAUAAACUUGUGUCCUUAGCCAGGAUUUGGCCAGGUUCUGCUGGCAUAGCAGGACUCAGACAAGA